AUGAAGCGGCAAGUACCGUUGUUUCUCUCGGUCUUCUACUUAAGCGCAGUGCUCGGGCAGGUCAGCUACUCCAUUCCAGAGGAGAUGCCUAAAGGCUCUUUCGUCGGGAACAUAGCUCAGGAUUUAGGUUUAGAUGUCAAAAGACUACAGACCGGAAAGGCACGCGUUUUUACGAGAGACAGCACAGCGUACGUCGAGCUGAACAGAGAAAGAGGAAGACUGCUGAUAAAAGAGAGAAUAGACAGAGAGGCGCUCUGUGGACAAACGACGCCCUGCGCACUGCAUUUUCAGAUUUUAUUGGAAAAUCCAAUUGAAUUCUUCAGUGUCACAGUUGAAAUCAUGGAUAUAAACGACAACCCCCCGACUUUCAUUACAAACGAUGUUCAAUUUAAUAUCAGCGAGUCUGCGCUUAUUGGCACUACGUUUAAUUUAGACAGGGCGACUGACGCUGAUGUUGGCGAAAAUGGGUUAAAAACGUAUGUCUUGAAACCAACAGAUACAUUUUCUCUUAAAAUUAACAAUCAAGGAGACGGCGGUAAAAACGUUGAGAUGGUUUUGAAUGCACCGCUGGACAGAGAGAAAAAUGAACACGUUUCUCUGGUUCUGACGGCGGUGGAUGGUGGCGAGCCGCAGAUGUCAGGGACAAUGCAGAUUCACAUCACUGUUUUAGACGCUAAUGACAAUGCGCCUGUUUUCACACAGUCUGUUUAUAAAGCCUCUAUACAGGAAAAUGCGGCAAUAGGAACAGUGGUAGUGAGAGUAACAGCAACCGACGCAGAUCAUGGAUCGAAUGGAAAAAUAACAUUUUCAAUUGCAGGUAUGCUAGAUCAUGCUCGUGGGAUGUUUGAAAUAAAUAAGGAGAGUGGCGAGGUCACCUUGAUUGGAAAAAUUGACUUUGAAAAGUCUAGAAGUUUCCAGGUUAAUAUUCGCGCUAGUGAUGAUGGUGGACUAACUGGGUCCUGCAAACUGAUAGUCGAUGUGUUAGAUAUGAAUGAUAACAGCCCUGAUAUUCAUAUCAUGUCAAAAUCAAAUGUGAUUUCAGAAGACGCAAAACCUAACACUGUUGUUACGGUGAUUAAUGUGGAAGAUGUAGACUCUGCUGAAAAUGGAAAAGUACAUUGCGCCAUAAAUGAUAAUAACCACUUCAUGUUAAAGUCAACAUCCGAUAAAUUUUACAGUUUAGUGACAGACAGUGAAUUAGACCGAGAAAGAUCUUCUGAGUAUAACAUCACAGUGACCUGCUCUGAUGAGGGAGUGCCCUCCCUCUCCAGCAGCGUCACUCUCACCUUACAGAUCUCUGACGUGAAUGACAACGCGCCUGUCUUUGAGAGGAGCUCAUAUGAGGCUUACAUUGUAGAGAACAACACACCAGGUCUCUCUAUAUUCACAGUGAAAGCCAGAGACAGUGACUGUAAGUUCGGCAGAGCUGGUAGUCAGAACGUGCUGAUCAUGGACCCCAGUUCUACAGGGACGAUGCAGCGGAUACAGAGUGAAAAGAGCAUCCUGGAUGAACCAGACUCUCCUCUAGAGGUUUGA
Paralichthys olivaceus (Japanese flounder) is the source of this 1536-nucleotide messenger RNA. Lineage: Eukaryota; Metazoa; Chordata; Actinopteri; Pleuronectiformes; Paralichthyidae. The record is from RefSeq and is a predicted model, not a curated record.